Messenger RNA from Cryptotermes secundus, 1079 nucleotides. Its product is annotated as protein maelstrom homolog. Bases 76 to 900 code for a protein of 274 amino acids. The record is from RefSeq and is a predicted model, not a curated record. NCBI's taxonomy places the organism in Eukaryota, Metazoa, Arthropoda, Insecta, Blattodea, Kalotermitidae. Gene Ontology annotation, molecular function: sequence-specific DNA binding. The transcript is spliced from 2 exons. Gene Ontology annotation, biological process: regulation of miRNA-mediated gene silencing; spermatogenesis; negative regulation of DNA-templated transcription. Gene Ontology annotation, cellular component: nucleus; P granule.
AAUGACUUUUGGCCACAGAGGAGAUACUGCGCAUGGCUUGAGUGACUGCUGAACAGGGCUAACGGACAGACCAGGAUGACACAGGAGAUAGAAGAAACAGUGCGCGUGCUCAAACACCAGAACUCACUGAAAACCCACCUGUUCCAUCUGGUGCACGUCAACUACUACUGCAAGGAUAGCAGUGGCAGGUACCUGGGCUGUGAAAUUGCUCUUGCUGAAUUCAGUUUUGUGGACGGUGUUAGGAAGUCUUUGCAUACAUUCAUUAACCCCAAUCAGAUUCCUCUUGGCUAUGCUUAUCUGGAAACUAAACCUGCAACAGGAAUUCAUUUGAUUGCAUUGCCUGCAGAUGAUUUUGGGAGUGAGUCAGAUCAUCUGGAAAUGCUUGGCAACAUCAGAUUAUUUCUAAUGGGAGAGGACGGAGACAAAACAAACCUCCUGCAUUUGUAUAUGCGACCAGGAGAUAUCAAAGCGGUUGAAAGCGUUUUGUGGCAACUGAAUGAGCGCCCUGGUCUGCACAUGAAUGCAGGAAGAGACAGCUUCUGCAUAUACUCUGUCUGCAAACUGUUUCACAAACUCCAGAAUACAAGCAUGGGUGUUCCAAGUGAAGUAAUCUUGCCUUCCAGCUUCUUGGAUGAACAUGAUCUGAUUAAUGACACCCCGGAAUUUGUGGAGGGAAUCUCAUGCUUCUUCCAUGAGGAACUAGAAGCAAUGCGAUACUGCAGUCUGUCGCAUAUGGAGAGGUGGAGUUUCCUCAUUAUGGAAGAGUGCUGUGGGCUGCUGGCGAUAGAAAUUGUUUCAGGAAAGCAUUGCGAUUUAAGCACCUAUCUUACCAAGAGAGCGAGAGUUGUGUACCUGAUUUGGUGCUGGAAUCCAAAGAAUAAUUCCAAGAAACAAUAUUGAUGCAGAAUAAACCAAUGCAACAAAUGAGAGCAGACGAGAUGUCCGGUCAUAGUGGCUGCGGACCCUGUGUCCUCCCCGCAGACCCAGAGACCUUAUUGAAGUGAACUUUAUGUGUACCAUCUUCAAGCAGAAAGGAACAACUGUGUGACAUUAUGGCACCAUGUCACAAUCUUCUAAUC